AUUGUAUUUUAAAGUAAAAUCUUAGAUUGCUUCAGAAUUAUUAUUGCGCGACGGCAAUCAUAUCAGUCCAAGAAAAACAACAGAAAUAAGGGUCCGUGAUGUUACAUCCAUGCCCAUUUGUGCUAUUAUCGGGCUCUUUCAAACAGUCUUCUAAACUGAAGAGGUUUACAUCUUAAGCUUAGAUGAAAAUUUUAAUUUAAGUAAAAUCUUAGAUUUGCAAUAGCAUUAUUAUUGUAUGACCAUCAUCAUGUGCCGUAUUCCUGUUUAUUCAUUUAAUAUGACAGUAAUUUAUUGAACCUACUAACUCUCAAAAUAACCUGGUGAAAUAUAUGGUAACAACAAGAAAACCCAAGAGUCUUAGUUCCAAAUCAAACAUGCCUCUUCAUUUCCUCACCUAUAUGAAGUUGGAUGAGGAAUUUUGAGCUGCCAUUGAUAAUGGCUUUUGCAUUAAAAGGCUCAUCUGUUGCAACAGUAAUAGCAAAAAAAAACCUAAUAGAAUCUCUCAGGGAUUACUUUCUGCUGCAUAGAACUCCCCAGUCAAUAAGUGAUUACAAUUAAGCAAGCCAGAAUAUGCUCAAAUUUUAACAUUAAAUAUUAUAAAGUACAUAAAGAAAGAAAUUUGUCCAUGACAUUAAAAUUUUAGAAUAAUGUCUCCGUGUAUAACGUGAGUAGCACGAUGAUAAGAAGAACAAAAGUAUAAAUGAGCCAUGAUAAAUAACUUCCUUGAACAGUAAAAAAUUAAAGAAAACGUAGCAGGGUCAAAGUUGACAGGUAAUCAAUCAAUGAAAUAUGAGAACAGAUGGGGGAAAACAUAAUUAUGAAAUAAUUAGGAAAGAUGAGAGCUGGAAAACAGAUAUCCACAUGAUUAGAAAAUAAUUUCAUAGGGGCAGUCGUGUCUUUCCAUCCAAAUCUCCUUCAGAGAAGGAAAAGAAAAAAAUAUACAAAGUCCCCUCCCUUUCUUGGAGGGAAGAAGGCAGCCAAGCAACGGUCACAUUUUUGGUGUGUUAGCCUUGUGAAGGCGCGGGCCUCAUCAGUUUUGGAUUUUGUCUGCAGGCAGUCACGAGCGAAUGUUCCAUCCCACAUUCCAUUCCCUUUCCCAACACCUCUCUCUCUCUCUCUCUCUCUCAUAUCUUUUCUCCAAACUUGAUUCAAUAUCCCAAUUCUCCAACAGUUGUAGCUCCCAAGUCCAUGGCUUCUGCCUCCAAGUCUUCACUCUCUUCCAUCACCCAUUCCCAUCUCGACAACAGACUAGACUUAGACUCCAUUCUGUCCAUAGUAUCAUUGGUUAAUCUCCACAUUCGCCGCUUCCUCUCCGACCCUGCUGCUAGGAAGUCUCUCCAGCUCAUAUGCAACUCAAGUCUUACCAUAUCCGACCAUGGUUGCUUUGAAUUCUCCGAGCAAUCAGUCCUUUCGAACCUAUACUGGGGAAUUGAGAACAUUGAGCUUGCAAUCCAGUCCAAUUGCCAAGAAGAAAGGAAUUCUUGGCUUGCGAAAUCCGAGCAGAUGUUACAGGUACCAGCAUCUCUAGAGGAGGAUGGGAGCACGGCUGGAAUCGAGAACCGAUACAUAGUUUGUUGCUCCUACUUCUACCUCUCAUUGGUUCAGAAGCUUAGGGGGGAUGGGUGGCAGAUGACCAUGCACUUCCUCCAGUCAGUGUUAGUCUUCCCUCAGCUGGUUCGAAGAGAGCUUGCACCGGUCUUGUGGCGAAGACUUUUUGGCUCUCUGAUGACAAUUGAAGAUACCGAGGAAGCGGUGGAUGAGGCGGCGAAGCAGCAGGGGAGAAGGUACAAGGAUUGGUUGAUGUACUUUCAGGUGGUUUCAUAUGGGGAGACUCCUCCACAGAUUAAGGGAUGCUCGUUGGUCGAUACCUGUAGCAGGGAAGCAGAGAAUCAACAGUACACAAAUUUUGCAAGCACGAAAUGGUUUAACUACCUUGAACAAGCACCUACCUGGGCAAGUUUUCAGAUGGCUCAGAUGGUAUAUCAACCUAAAGAAAUUAUAGAUAUAAAAAAAAAUAAAGCCUCCACGGCCAAUUCAAAGGAAAGUGAAGAUUUUACCAAACCCAAAAAUGUAAACUCUCUUGUGACAAAUCUGGAUAAGAGUUUUCAUGAAGAAAUUAAGGAAAGCUUUGACAUCAGAUGCCUCCAAGAGAUGCUAGAAGAGUCUCAGUCAGAUUCACCAGUUUCCUUUUAUUCACACGUUGAUUCUACAGAAACAAGUGAUUCAGAGAUGAGAAUGCAGGGUAAAGAAAGUCCAGAAAAGAUUCUGUCAACAGAUGCAGAUCUUUCAGCAUCCAAUCAUGGUGAAAGGAACUACCAACCUGGUUAUUCAUCUCCUCAGUGUCUAGAGUUAUAUGCUCCUGAUUCUCCAAGCUAUUCAAUGAAUCUGGAAGUCUGCGAAGCAAAUGCAAAUUGUCUAUUAUCUAGCAGAUCACAUAGUUCACUUAAUGAUUUAAGAUUUUCAAUCUUGGAUCGGAGAGAUGGGGAGACAUGCCCAUUUUCCUAUUGUUCUGUAGAAGAUGGGACACCUUCAGGAAGUUCACCACCGCAAGACUUAAGAUGCUUUAGCAAUUUCUCAUCUAAAUUUAGAAGGAAAUAUAGCAUAUCUGAAGCGGUUCCUCGAGGAAGUUUUGCAAGGAGGAAAAUAAACUUUUCAAACAAUGAGAAAGACCGGAGUGAUGAAAGCUCGAGUUAUAGGAAAGAUAAUCACAUGGAACUGCUGGAAAGAUUUGAAAAGGCAUUUUCAACUCUAUGUUUCUCGGAAGGUCCAGGAAAAUAUGAAGAUGAUGAUUUGGAAGUUACAACUAUAGGGGAAAUAUUCAACACUAAGAAGAAGGUUAAAUAUAGCUCAGUAAAGCAAGGAAUCCUUGACCAAUUACUGGACAUCAUUUCAACUUCUAAAACGGAGAAAGUCAUUAGGGAAUCAGUAUCUAUGCUCUUACUUCUAAUAUCAGAAGACAAAGCAGUUAUAGAAGACAUUAAGAAAAAGGAUUUACUUCUGAAUUAUUUGGCCAAUGCAUUGAAGAGAAAUGUGCAAGAGGCUGCUAUUCUUAUCUAUUUGCUAAAUCCAUCACCUACAGAGAUAAAAGGUCUAGAGCUUCUACCAGCAUUAGUUGAGGUUGCUUGCAACUCAAAUGGUCAGAAGGGGUAUUUGUCACUUACUAUAACACCAACAUCAGCAUCAAUAGCCAUGAUUGAAGUAUUAGUAACUGCCUUUGACUAUGUAACAAAUAACAUGCACUUGGGAGCUAUUAGUUCUCCUCAGAUUCUCUCUAAGCUUGUAAAAGUUGCCAUGAACAAGAAUUUAGAAGAAGGUGUGGCUUUGGCAGCGAUUCUUGUUAGGUGCAUGCGUCUGAACGGGAAUUGCAAAAAGUUUUUGUCACAAGUCACUCCUGUGGAUUCAUUCCUCUAUCUUCUUAGAAGAAAUGAGAAACAUGCCAAAUAUGCUGCACUUGAAUAUUUCCAUGAGAUUCUUCGCAUGCCCAGGUCAUCAGCCAUUCAUUUGCUCCAUCAGAUACGACAGCACAGAAGCUUCAGCAUUAUGCACACGUUAAUGGCGUGUAUCCAACAAGCUGAACCUGAAUAUCGACUUUUGGCAGCAAAUCUUCUGGUUCAAUUGGACAUGCUGGAACAUUCAAGUGGUAACAGUGCAUUCAGAGAAGAGGCAAUUGAAAUCCUAUUAGAGUCAGUUGCAUCAGAAGAAAAUUGCAGCACACAGAUACUGGCAGCAUUUAUUUUUUCAAACCUUGGAGGGACUUAUUCUUGGACAGGGGAACCAUAUACAGCAGCAUGGCUAGUAAAAAGGGCAGGUUUGGCAUCAGUACAUCAUAGGAAUAUGAUCAGAAAAGUUGACUGGUUUGAUCCCUGUCUACAGGACUCCGAAACAAAUGCAUGGAGUGCCAAAACUGCAAAAGAUGUCAUCAAAUUUGGUUGUUCCAUCUUUAAUGCUUUGGCAAGGGGAGUUCAGAGCAAGAUAAAGAGUGUUUCACAUGGCUGUCUUAUAUGCAUUGCAUGGCUUGGAAGUGAAAUGGCAGUUAUGGGUCCAAGUAGCCUCAGAUAUUAUGCCUGUGAGAUUUUGUUAAGUGAAAUAGCACACUUCCUCCAUCCAGGGUCAGAGCUCGAUGAGCGAAUUCUAGCAUGUCUUUGUGUGUACAAUUACACAUCUGGUAAAGGAAAGCAGAAAUUAAUGAACUUCUCAGAAGGUUUACAAGAAUCACUUAGACGUCUCUCAGGUUACACAUGGAUGGCUGAGGAAUUACUAAAAGUUACAGAUUAUUUUCUUCCCACCAAACCACAUGUGUCAUGUGCACAUACACAAACUCUGGAAGUAGGCCAUGUUGGAAGCGGAGCUGCAACUGCUCUUAUUUUCUACAAAGGACAGCUUUGUGCUGGAUACUCAGAUGGCUCGAUUAAAGUCUGGGACAUCAAGGGACAAAGAACAAUGCUCGUAUGGGAGGCCAAGGACCACAAAAGGCCCGUAACCUGCUUAACACUUUUUGAACCAGGGGAUAGCCUUUUAAGUGGAUCCUCUGACAAAACUGUUAGGGUCUGGAAAAUGCUACAAAGGAAGUUAGAAUGUGUUGAAGUUAUAGAGAUGAAGGAUCCCAUUCAAAAAGUAGAAAGUUGUGGUGACAAAAUUCUUGUAAUUACACAGAGCCAUGGUCUCAAGGUCUGCCAUGAAUCAAGAAGCAUCGAGACUACAUGCAAGAAAAAGCAUGUUAAAUGCCUAACAGUUGUCCAGGGAAAAGUUUACCUUGGUUGCACAGAUUCAAGUAUACAGGAAGUAGAUAUAAUGGCAAACUAUAAAACAGAGAUCAGACCGCCUACAAAAAGCUGGAGAAUGCAAAACCAAGCGAUAAACUCUAUUCUGGUCUAUAAAGGAUGGGUUUACCAUGCAGGUGUUGCUGUUGAAGGAUCGAGUAUAAAGGAGUGGAGAAAGUGCUGCCGACCUCAAAUUUCAAUAGCGAUGGAAAGGGGAACAAAUGUGCAAGCCAUGUCAGUAGUGGAGGACUUCAUUUACUUGAACUGCAGCUCAUCGCCAAGUAUUAUUCAGAUUUGGUUGAGAGGAAUGCAACAGAAAGUAGGUAGAUUAGCAGCAGGUAGCAAGAUAACAAGCCUCCUGACAGCAAAUGAUAUUAUCUUUUGUGGUAGUGAAAAUGGGUUGAUCAAGGGCUGGAUUCCUCUCUAAAUACACUGGAACAAUGAAUGUGGGAGCUACAGGUUGUAAAUUUUUCAAUACAACUAGGCAGAGAGAAUGUAGAAAGGAUAGGAUAUUGUGAGUUAAUUCAGUUCACAAGACAUAAAUAGAGUAUUUCAUGACCAGCAAUGCGAAUGAGUGUAAGUGAAAAAAAAGUUGCAGGGUUGCUUUGUUGUUGAUGAAUAAUGGGCAUGCAUUUCUUAAGCUUCAACUGUAUGUGUAUUAAAGCUGAAGAUUGAAAAUGCAGUUGCUUAUAUGUGUAUCAAGGAUGGAUAUUGAAAUAGAAUGGUUUGGCAACUAGACAAGAUAAAACUUAUCUAUCAUGCCUCUGCUUGUUGAGCGAGGAAAUUUUUUUCAUUCAA
This is a messenger RNA of Phoenix dactylifera (date palm), 5558 nucleotides long. NCBI's taxonomy places the organism in Eukaryota, Viridiplantae, Streptophyta, Magnoliopsida, Arecales, Arecaceae. The record is from RefSeq and is a predicted model, not a curated record.